AUGGGGGAGCAUAAUUCAGAUGUCUCUUGGAUUGUCAUCCUCCUCUGUUUGGGGAGCCUGCUGACCACUGUCACCUGGUACUGGCUCGACAAUGACCUGGAAUUUUAUAAACCACCUCGUCCAAAGAGAGGUCACGGCAAGCUGAGUGAUGUUUGUAAAGGCUGCAGGGAGGUCAUCGACAAGGUAAAAGAGGGUUACUCUCAAACCUGGAAGAAGCAAGAGGAAAAUUCCCUAAAAUUUAGAUCUCGGCUGAGAAAGCAGUGCAAUGGCUUCGACAUGGCCAUCAUCACCCAGGAAAACACUCCGAUUGGAUCAGAGCUUGUGUAUGACGCUGACGGGAAGAAGACUCUUCAGGUUACCCGGGAAAUUUUCAAAACCUUUGCUAAGGAGCAUCCUUUUGAGACUAAAAGAUUGGACACAUGUGCUCUUGUUGGCAACGGUGGUAUCUUGACUGACAGCAGGUGUGGAAAGAGCAUCGAUUCAGCUCAGUUUGUUAUGAGAUGCAAUCUACCGCCUUUGAAAAAUGGUUAUGAGGAAUACGUGGGCAUCAAGACUGAUCUUGUGACAGCAAACCCGAGCAUUCUCAUGCAGAAGUAUGGGUCUCUAAUGAAUCGUCGCCGUCCAUUUGUGGAGAGUCUGCAAAUCUACGGAAAUGCUUUGCUUGUCCUUCCUGCCUUUUCCUAUAGCUUCAAUACUGCUGUGUCACUGCGGGCUGCUUACACAAUUGAGGACUCUGAUAGCCCAGUUCGUCCUGUCUUCUUCAACCCUGGGUACCUUCGCAAUCUUUUCGUCUUCUGGAGAAACGAGGGCCUGAAAGCAGGACGUCUCAGCACUGGCUUUAUCAUGACUAGCAUAGCACUAGAAAUCUGUAACAAUGUGGAACUGUAUGGGUUCUGGCCUUUCAGUAAUCACCCAUAUGAUUAUUAUCCACUGUCUAAUCACUACUAUGAUGACAUGAAGGUUUCAUUUGUCCACGCCAUGCCUGCUGAGUUUAACAUCUUGUUGCAGCUGCACAGUGAGGGUGUGCUCAAGCUUCAUUUGGGAAAUUGCUGA
Molecule: messenger RNA, 1053 nt
Organism: Scomber japonicus (chub mackerel)
Lineage: Eukaryota; Metazoa; Chordata; Actinopteri; Scombriformes; Scombridae
Product: alpha-2,8-sialyltransferase 8F-like
Exons: 7
Coding region: 1-1053 (350 amino acids)
Biological process (GO): oligosaccharide metabolic process; N-glycan processing
Molecular function (GO): alpha-N-acetylneuraminate alpha-2,8-sialyltransferase activity
Source: RefSeq, a predicted model, not a curated record